This is a messenger RNA of Anguilla anguilla (European eel), 3078 nucleotides long. RefSeq names its product homeobox protein Hox-C5-like. Gene Ontology annotation, biological process: regulation of transcription by RNA polymerase II; anterior/posterior pattern specification. Gene Ontology annotation, molecular function: DNA-binding transcription factor activity, RNA polymerase II-specific; RNA polymerase II cis-regulatory region sequence-specific DNA binding. NCBI's taxonomy places the organism in Eukaryota, Metazoa, Chordata, Actinopteri, Anguilliformes, Anguillidae. Gene Ontology annotation, cellular component: nucleus. The record is from RefSeq and is a predicted model, not a curated record. The coding region runs from base 171 to 893 and encodes 240 amino acids. The transcript has 2 exons.
UUGUAGGACAAAAGCCCCCUGAACUUCCAAAGAGCCACAAAUCAAACGUAAUAAAUAAUAAUAACAACAACCACUGAUGCACUGGUUAUCAUAAUUCCUAAUAUUGGCAUACAAUGGCUCUCUUGUUUUAAAUGCUUCCGCUCUUGUUCAAUUUUUAGUUUUUCUAUAAAAUGAGCUCUUACGUCGCCAACUCGUUUUACAAGCAAACCCACGAGUCGUCUGCCUACACCAUGCACAGCUUUGGCAGCUAUGGAUCGCUCCCCGAGCUGCAUCCAUCCAGUUUUUGUUACGGCGGGCUUGAUCUCAGCGGAACCUUCACUUCUCCUGCCUCCUCGAACCCCCUGAAACGGGAAGAGAUGAGCUCGAGUCUGCGUGGCAGCCCGGACGCUCCGCCACCAUCACGGUCGCAAGCGUGCUCAGCCCACUCCCUCGGGCGCCCAGCGAACGCGAACGAGCAGCGCUCUCCCAGUCUCGGUCUUUUCAGUCAAAAAAACGAGGGAGACGCGGUGUUGGCUACAGAGAACAAGCCCAGCGGCAAGAACAGGGCAAGCGACGUCAAAGUUGAAACCAUGCAAACCGUCCAGCCAGUAACACAACAAAACAGUUCGAGCCAGUCUCAGAACAACCGCCAGCAGCCACCGAUAUAUCCUUGGAUGACAAAGCUACACAUGAGUCACGAAUCUGACGGUAAACGGUCGCGGACCAGUUACACCCGCUACCAGACUCUGGAGCUGGAGAAAGAGUUUCAUUUCAACCGGUACCUGACCCGUCGCAGGCGUAUCGAGAUCGCGAAUAGCCUCUGUCUGAACGAGAGGCAAAUUAAAAUCUGGUUCCAGAACCGUCGCAUGAAAUGGAAGAAAGACUCAAAGAUGAAAGUUAAAGAAGCCGUUUAGAACGACAGAGGGAUUGCACGGGCUUCAAAGCGAGCCGUUAGAAGAUGAAGUGAGGGGGAUGAAACUGUCAACGGAACGCCAAGGCGUUCAGAAACUCACUUUCAGCACCAGUCCUGUGCGUUGAGCAGUCAGUUGCCACCAUCUUGUCCAUGUUUUUGGAAUGUUCAUGUGUAAAUUAUUACUAUGUAUAGCCUUCGUGUAUAAUUUUAUUACUGUCAUUACAAUUUUAAAUCUACUUGCGGUUAUUUUGUGUCUUGAAAAUGUGGUGAUACUCAAUAAUAUGAGUCUAAUAAAUUAAAGGUGGAGCUAUUACUCUCUCCGGACAAAGGCCACACCCUUCCCCUACUCAUCAAAGCGAGAAAGGAAACCUGUGGGAUUUAAGUCUGAAUAUUAUUAUUUAUAGGGUUAGCUAUGAUUUCCAUUAUUUCAUUAAGUAGACUUGCAAUAUACAGUGCCGUAUUGUGAAAAUUUUGUGUCCUACUGAAUGCUCAAAGAGAGAGACUAGCGGAAAUUAAUGUAUGUUGGCUGUGGAAGACUACAUUUCAUCUAUGAUCGACUAUUCAAAUCUGAAUGCGAUUCAAACACGUUUACAUGUUUUCUUAUUCGCAUGUUUUGCGUUAUUAUUUAUUAAUUUGUUCAGUUUCUUUUAGUAACGAAAAUAAGUUAGCUUCUUAAAUCUGGCCCAGGUUACUCCAGCCGUAGGAGUAGAUGCAUUGAAAUGCCCCACUGGUUAGCUUGCUUGUUAUUUUGCUGAUUUGGGAACGUUUCAAUAAAAUAUUACCGCAACUUUAUAAUGCACGCAUUUCCUUCUCAUUGUAGGCCUACACUAUUUUGGCCUUACACUGAACGGGCCCACGCCUUUAAAUCAGCUCAGGGCGGAUGUGAAUCACUAAUGCACCCUAAACAAUCAGUCGCUUUUGGACUUCCGCACUCACAAAUUCUAAUGUUGGACAAUGUCCUUUUAUAGUUUCGUUUAUUCUGUAUGACACAACUUGUUGCCGAUUUAGAAGUGGCAAAUAAUCAAUACUAGCCUACUCCAAGCUCUAACUCUGCUUGGACAGAACCCCAGAACGCAAAUAUACAAAAAUCCAUAUAGCCUACACAUCAACGAAAAUUUUAUUCAAUUAGCGUUUGAAACCUUCUCCAGGUGGUGCGUUUUGGCUGCAGUAAAGUUCAUUUUCCAUGUUAUGGGCUUUAUUUCCUUGGACAUUUUAUGUAGCUAAUCAUUACUUUGGCUCUGUGUGAAAGUAGUUGACAGGUCAUUCAAAUUAAUUCGAUUUAAUUUGUUUACUGAUGAACAGGGGCCAAGUACAAUAUAUUCCUUUUUUUUUUUUUGGUUCCAGCAACUUAAAAAAAAUAUAUUUUUAACGUCACCUUUACGUCGUCAACAAGUGAGUAUCAUACAGUCAGUCCUCAUUACUAUAACCUUUGUAACGUAGUCGUAACUAAAUGCCCCUUAGUUUAUCGCGGCAGACUGAGAAAACACGUCACAGAAGUGAAUUGUUCAAAACGGCAGUUAAUCUACACGAGAUUGUAGCCUAUCCAAGGCGCAUGUAGCUUGGCCUUAACAAGUUAAAUUGUGCCUGAAAGUACCACUGUUUCCGUCUGUUGUUGUUAGAUAAAGCUUUGCUUGUGUCAAAAGUCCAGAUAUUCCAUGUCCCACCAAUAAAGAUGCUACUUUUAGCGGCUAAUGCUCGUACGACAGGACCAAUCGAAAGUUCAGAAAGUUGUAUUCUAUGUAGUGCAAACACUAGCAAGUAUAAGUAUACAAUUACACUUACGGCAAAGCAACGUGGCUAAGUGUGUUUUAGUAAAAUAAACACUGUCGCGUGACAGUUGACUAAUUGGAAACGAAAAGAGUGUCAGCAAUAAAAGUUGUGUGGAUAUGGCUUUCUAUAACAUAGACUAAUCAUAUGAACGAAUGUUUCCUUUGAGACAUACAUCACUGGAUGUUUUCUCUUUUUUCAUGAGACCUACAUAAACAGCUGUAUCUUAAAAUUUGAAGUUAAAAAAAUACAUUGGAAUGGACUGGGUCAAAAAAAUAUGCUACAGUAUAGCUGUAAGUGUCCUGUCAUCACAUUUAACUCAGACUGAACCAUGUGGAGACAGCAUGUUGGAAGGAACAAUAAUUGAGUUCAUAUUUGUAUAUUUGUGAAUUCCAGAAUAAAAUAUACAGUAUUACGAA